Molecule: messenger RNA, 2364 nt
Organism: Monopterus albus (swamp eel)
Lineage: Eukaryota; Metazoa; Chordata; Actinopteri; Synbranchiformes; Synbranchidae
Product: immunoglobulin superfamily member 21-like
Exons: 10
Coding region: 786-2024 (412 amino acids)
Biological process (GO): heterophilic cell-cell adhesion; homophilic cell-cell adhesion
Cellular component (GO): adherens junction
Source: RefSeq, a predicted model, not a curated record
AGAUUAAUGAGCGGUUCUAUUUGGAGCGGUUAGAGUUGUAGUUUGUUGUAAGUCUGUCGUGAUAAGUGUAGUUGUACUGUUUUCAAAAUCAUCACCACCCAGAUUUUAAUAACUUUAUUUUACUUUAGGGAUACAUUUCUGAGUUGUCUUGCUCUGCCAAGUUUCAAGGGGGAGACUCGCGCUUCAGUUAGGCCUGGGGAGGGAAAGUGUUGCGUUUCAUGUGCUUAUUAGAUUUUCCAUAUGUGGGAGGCCUCCCAGCAGGGGAACUUAUCUCGCCCCUGCAACGUAUUAUCACUGAUGUGGGGAUAUGUUUAGCAGUUUCAUAGGUAGAUGGGAUUGUUGUCAGAGCUCUGUUGCGCGGUAGCUGUGAUACCAACUGGGAAUGUGUUUUAGGUUCAUGGGAGGGAGGAAGCCUGGCAGAGACAGACGGUUCAGACACUAAAUAAGCUCUGAGACACUCACUUUGGGUGUAUUUGCUUUGUUUUCCAUGAGGUGAUGACUAUGAAAACUAUCCACUCACCCCAACUGGUCGAGGCAGUACAGCCGCCCACCGAGAGUCGGGGUCUGUCAGAGGUUUCUUCCUCUCCACUGUCGCCAAGUGCUGCUCAAGGGGUCGACGCUGAGGUUACUUAACUGUUUCCCCUGAGCCCCUUCCUCCUGUUGUCAUUGGAGACACAGUCACACUCAAGUGCAACUUCCAGACAGAUGGCAGCCUCCGAGAGAUUGUGUGGUUUCAGGUGAUUGAAGGAGGCAGGGCCAAGCAGAAGAUUUUCACCUAUGAUGCCAUGUACAACACCAGUUACUCCCAUGUGGAGGACAGCCGCCGACAAGCGGACCCGGUCCACCAGUCCACUGUGUGGCUUCCUGAGGUCCAGAUGCAGGACGACGGCCUGUAUGAGUGCCACGUGGGGAUCUAUGACAGGCGCUCCAGAGACAAGGUGGUCCUAGCCUCUGGCAGCAUCACCCUCACUGUCAUAGUGCCUCCAAAGUCUAUCUCUGUGGUGGCAGCCAACAGCCCCGCUCCUUUCAGCCGCUACGAGGCCCAGAACUUCACUCUGGUCUGCAUUGUUACAGGAGCCAAGCCAGCUCCCAUGGUGUACUUCAAACGGGAUGGGGAGCUUAUCGAUGUGGUGCCAACUGCUCAGGCUUCUUCCUUAGGAGGAGACCAGAGCAAGGCCCCUGCUCAUGAAAAGAGCCAGGCUCAGAGCCAGGCAGGGCUCUGGAGCUCCCCAGUUCUCGCCAGUCAAGACCUUGAUGACACCAAGCUGCGGAAGUCUCUGUCCCUGCUGGAAGAACGGGGGGAGCUGGCUCGGCUGGGCCAACACGGCCCCAACAGCCCCGAGCAGGGCCGAGAGCAGAGAUCCGACUCUGAGCCCAAGCCGACCACAGAGGCGAUCCUCGAGACGGUGGUGAACCGAGAGUUUCCCCACUGGGUCCAGAGCAGCGACCCGCUCUACUACUUCGAACACGGGCAGCAGGUGGCAAGUGACGGGAUCACAGAGGUGAGAGCUCUGCUGACCUGGAGCCUGAACCCGCAGCUGGACAACGAGGCGCUGUUCAGCUGCGAGGUCAGCCACCCGGCUCUGUCCAUGCCCAUGCAGGCCGAGGUCACACUGGCUGCUCCCACAGGACCCAAGCUGUCCCUGAGCCCCAGUAAGGCCAAGGUGGGAGACACGGUGCGGAUCACGGUGCAGGGCUUCCAGCUGGGACUGUUUGUGAGCGAGGUCUUCCCUGAGCCCAUGUUCACCUGGACCAAGGUGGGCGGACGUCUGCUGGAUGGCAGAGAGGAGCACGACGGCCGGGAACUCGUUCUGGAGAGAGUCCCUGCUGAGCUCAACGGCUCCAUGUUCCGCUGCACAGCCCAGAAUCCUCUGGGCUCCACAGAUACCCACACCCACCUCAUUGUGUUUGAUAGCCCGGGACUGAAGAAACAUUUUACAGCCACUGAUGCAGCUGUGAGCCGGCGCUCCCUCACAUUCACCUACAUGUUGCUGCUGCUAAGCUCCACUUGUGAGCUGACGUGACCCGAGGCUCUGCUGCUCCUCCACACGCCACCACCCAGAGCUACCUGCUUUAUACUGUUCCCUCUGCACAGACUAAACCUCCACCCAUGUGUUGUCAGCAGUGGUCAGCACUGCUGCAGCAGGACUGGAGCCCUGGGAGAGAGGACAGACACAGGACAAAGACCGAGACACUGUACAGUGACUCUGCCCCCGGAUUGCUACACGCUGACUGAAGGGAGUUUGUAAGAGGAUGCACUGUAGCGUACUAAGAGAAAUCUCAGAGGUACUGUGUAUGAGGUGACCUAUGAAACUCUGCAGGGUUCACACUAGACUGCAGGCGGCCAGUCAGCAUACGUUAGUG